CUCUUUGGAGGGCCCUGAAGAGUUCUCUCUGAACUUUCUAGAGGUUCAAAGGUGGUGCACUCCCCCUGAGCCAAGUUCAGGGCACCCUGGGGGCUGUGUAGGGGAUGGCAGGAGGGGACAAUGGAUCCAGCAGCAGGGCAACCACAGAAGACCUGAGCAAAGAGGAGUCGGUUGACAAAGAGGAGGUGACUGAUGAGGAGGAGUCAGCUUAUGGAGAGGAGUCGGCCGAAUAUCAGCGCAUGUUCAAGCACUUCAAAGAAAAUAAGGUAGAAAUCGCAAGCGCCAUCACAAAGCCGUUUCCUUUCCUUAUGAGCCUCCGAGACCGCGGCUUCAUCUCUGAGCAGAAGUUUCGGGAUUCUCAAGAAAGGUGUCAAAACCUGGUCCCGGUGGGCAUAGUGGUGUAUGACAUCCUUAGUGACCUACAGAACAAGUUCAGCCUGCCGCUUCUGGAAGUGAUAUUCAGCAAAGUACAUCUGAAGGCCUACCCAGACUUAGAGGAGACUCUGAGGCGCUUCCUAGACGAUACUGUGGAGACUGGAAACAACACUACUGUAGGAAAAUCCAAGAGGAAGAGAAUUCCACAACUGAGCAGAAAUGAAGCUGCACAUUUCAAAGCUGAGUUGCUUCCUGUGACAUGUGGUCACAUGGAGGGAGUGUUACACAAGAGGAAAUUCGAGCAAGGGGUCUCCGUGAAGUCCAUACAGAGUGAGGAUGGGGACUGGUACAUACCCCCUGAGUUUGAAAUCCUGGGAGGCUAUGAAAAAUCAAGGAACUGGCGAUUGAGUCUGCGCUGCUACGACAGACCCCUGAAAUUGCUGAUCCAGAAAAAUCUUCUACCCAAGCUUCCAAAAGUACGUUGCAGGAUCAAAAAGGUGGAGAAUUCCUGAAUGUCCCAAGGACUUCGAUUCAGCUUGGUCUCUGCUGUUGCCACAGAUUACUCAAAUUACCCAUCUACCAUCCUCCUCUUGAUCCAUCUGGACCUGCUCCUGCCUUUUGGGCUCUACAACUGAACUCAACUCUACAGCUCAGCCCUGUCCCUGCAGCCAAAUACUACAACAGUAACUUCAGCACCUGUCCAGAGAGCUCCAGCUCAUUUAUUAUCUCACCCUACAGACUCCCAUGCACUUUGCCACCUUAAAUCUUGGUAGCUAGUCUGUAACUUACAUAUAAAGAUAGAGGGAUAGCGGUAGGUAGAGAUAUAUGUUACAUAUAUGUGUGAUGUGUGAACUGAGUUAAUAAUUAAUAUUGCAAUAAAGAACACCUGUUUCCCUUGGUCAGGGUUAUUAAGGAAAGUGGGAAUAUCUGACAGAUUGUUGUCAGUGAAAGUGCUGUAGCUUCUGAAUUUAUUAUUAUUCAAUAAAGCCUUAUGUUGUAGAAGGACAUAAACAUGUUU
Messenger RNA from Peromyscus californicus insignis, 1393 nucleotides. Its product is annotated as nuclear body protein SP140-like protein. Bases 105 to 887 code for a protein of 260 amino acids. Gene Ontology annotation, biological process: regulation of transcription by RNA polymerase II. The transcript has 8 exons. The record is from RefSeq and is a predicted model, not a curated record. NCBI's taxonomy places the organism in Eukaryota, Metazoa, Chordata, Mammalia, Rodentia, Cricetidae. Gene Ontology annotation, cellular component: nucleus. Gene Ontology annotation, molecular function: DNA binding; DNA-binding transcription factor activity, RNA polymerase II-specific.